UACAGAGAAACAGAGUCUCAUCCUGACUUCAGCUCUGAAAUCAAACCCAUCACACCUGAGAGGUCUGGGCCUGGGCGGGAAUAAACUAGGAGAUUUAGGAGUGAAGAACCUCAGUGAUCUACUGAUGAACCCACAGUGCAAACUGGAGACACUAAAUCUGAGGAGUUGCAGUAUUACAGAGGAACAGAGUCUCAUCCUGACUUCAGCUCUGAAAUCAAACUCAUCACACCUGAGAGAUCUGGACCUGAGUGAGAAUAAACUAGGAGACUCAGGAGUGAAUCACUUAUGUGACGUACUAAAGGAUUCACACUGUAAACUGGAGAUAUUGAGCUUAAGCCGCUGUGAACUGACGGAUGAAGGUUGUUCUGCUGUGACUUCAGCUCUGAAAUCAAACCCAUCACACCUGAGAGGUCUGGGCCUGGGCGGGAAUAAACUAGGAGAUUUAGGAGUGAAGAACCUCAGUGAUCUACUGAUGAACCCACAGUGCAAACUGGAGACACUAAAUCUGGGGAGUUGCAGUAUUACAGAGGAACAGAGUCUCAUCCUGACUUCAGCUCUGAAAUCAAACCCAUCACACCUGAGAGAGCUGAACCUGAGCAGGAAUAAACUAGGAGACUCAGGAGUGAAUUACUUAUGUGACGUACUAAAGGAUUCACAGUGUAAACUGGAGAAACUACACCUAGAGGACUGUGGCAUUACAGAUGUUUCUGCUUUAACUCAGUCUUUGACGAACUCAAAUGCACUGCAGUUUUUAAAAGUGCUUGAUCUGAGAGGCAAUAAGAUCAGAGACUCAAAGCAGCUCAGAGACGUGUUACGAGACUCAAACUGUACAGGUGAGUAAACAUCAGUGAUGAUAAAGAUACUUUCAUUAUCUCUGACAGUCUUUCAACAUUUGUGCAAGGAAAAUAUCAUUAAGUUUUAUUGAAACUAUGUGGGCAAAAUUUAAAUUGAUUGAAAACCAGUAAAGCACAAGCCCACCCCACAGCUAAUUCAACAUCAUUGGCCAAUCACAGUCUCCUGCCAAGAAAGAUCAGACUUCAGAAAAAAAACUAAUACUCACUACCAUGAUGUGCUACAUAACUUCUAGUAAGGUAAAAACAAA
Pimephales promelas (fathead minnow) is the source of this 1102-nucleotide messenger RNA. Lineage: Eukaryota; Metazoa; Chordata; Actinopteri; Cypriniformes; Leuciscidae. The record is from RefSeq and is a predicted model, not a curated record.